CAGUCAGUCCCUCACCCAGUCAGUCAGUCACAUGCAAGUGGGUGAGUAGGAAAGCAGUCGUGUCGUGGCCACCGGGUCAUUGGGUCAUUCAUCCAUCAAGCGUAUAGCUCCCCAGAAAGCCCGGUUCGUGCACGAGAGGGGGCGGGUCGGGCCACUCACAGUCAAAGCUAGAGUGACUGCUGCUGCCCGAAGGACUUAGCACCACACCCUCACCACCAACUCCUGACAGACAGCAGCCAUUGGCAUCGCAUGCCAUGCACAGACAUAUCACCGACUCGCCAGCUGCACCUCUAGGUGUGCUGUGCUCAUCCGUACUUACGGUGCUGUUGCUCAUCGCGGUGCGCGACGCACUUGUCGUCGGACUUGCUCCGCCACAGCUGCGAAAGCGGCGAAACCUCCCGGCUGCUGGCAGGGUCAGCCGUCACACCAUCAGUCCCUGCAGAGGCAUGCGACAUGGUGGCCCUCAGCCGAGAAGUGUAGGGCGAGAACCGACUGCCCUUGCCCCGAGGCCGCAUUGGUGACGAGAGGGGUGACGAGCCCGACGAUGAGUAGCACGACGACACGUGGCGCGGGGCGGGGGGGCUGCGGGGGCGGGGUGCUUCACAGGACGAGAGAUACUGAUUCUCGGCGCAGAGGGCGCCGUAUGCAUCGCUGCAGAAAGACGGAGAAGAGGAAACAUGUGCAUGCAGAGGACGAGCAGCGACGUGGGCUCAGACGGGCCUGACCUGAUGGCAGCGCAGAGGUCGUUGGUAAGUUGGGAGGCGGCCGUGCGCAUCUCAUGGAUCGUCUCGACCAGCGACGACACCGAUGUCAUUAUGCAGACGCCAACCUGAUGAUAGUGUGACAGACAAACACGAACGAACAGUGAGAGGCUCCAUGAGCCGUAUACAUUUUGUUAUGUAUUGUGUUUCUCCGGCCGGCCGACUGUGGCGGACCUGACCUGCACUGAGCCACCCUUGUCAGCCUCAGCCAGCUCCCCUGCCAGCCGAUCAAUCUCAGCACCCAAAUCACGGCAGAGGUCACUCAGCUGAUUGCAAUGACACACAUCACGUCAGUCACAACACUUCACACCCAUCCACAGACAGCUUCGGUUCUCCCACCUGCUGCAGACGCCCAGCGCCCGUCCCCUUGAUGCUCGAGGGACUCGACGUAUACCGACUGGACAGACACCACGGUCGUCACAGGGGCGAUGAAUGCGCAUGCAUGGCAACUGAGAUCUCCUCACCUGCAGAGUGCCUCCCGGCCUGUCCCCAAGCUCCUCACGCAGUCGGCCAACUGGUCCACGUACCGAUGGGCAUCCUGCAAAUGAGGAAUACAGGCACACCAAUGCAUCACAUGCAGCAGGAAAUGAGUGCAUGAGCUCGAACUGCUGACCUCCAGGUAGUCAAACGCGAGAAGAGCCUCGUGUUCUUCGAGGGCGAGACUGAGAUCCUCGCACAGAUCGGAGAAGUUAUGGCAGACUCCCUCGAUGGACGCAACAAGGGAGUUGGCCUGCCGGUGCGCAUCCCGCAGCUCCAGCGACUCGAGUGAGCACGACAGACCUCGCUUCAUCGCGCCUCC
This is a messenger RNA of Vitrella brassicaformis, 1560 nucleotides long. NCBI's taxonomy places the organism in Eukaryota, Vitrellaceae. The record is from the annotation of a GenBank genome assembly.